This is a messenger RNA of Lactuca saligna, 2623 nucleotides long. The record is from the annotation of a GenBank genome assembly. NCBI's taxonomy places the organism in Eukaryota, Viridiplantae, Streptophyta, Magnoliopsida, Asterales, Asteraceae.
AUGGAAGAAGUUGUUGGGAACGUUAACCACGUCGCAGGGAGUAGAACACCACGACGUGGUUAUGCACUACAUCGUGUCUGUUUUGUCUGGACUUGCCAUCGCGUGGGUGAGGUUUACCCUUUAUCUGGUGAUAGUCGUUUUGCAGGUUGGAUCAAUACAAGAGUUGAGAGUGUAACAAUGUUUCUCUGGUUCUACAGUUCAAAUCGUUCGACGUCGCUCAACUACGAAUCUUCAGGGAGUCAAGCAACCACUCUUCCUUUCUUCGGCAUUCAACCAUCGUCUCUAUUUAAGCAUUCCAUGGCAGAUAAGCAUUCUGAUGAAGGUGGGAGCACGGGCAAUUUUGGUGGUGAAAGUUCUGAAUCAACUGUGGAGAUCCGUAUCAAGACACUUGAUUCACAGUCAUACCAGUUUAAUGUAGAUAAAAAUAUGCUAGUUUCAGCAUUCAAAGAGAAAAUAGCUACUGAUGUUGGGCUUCCAGUUGGACAGCAGCGGCUCAUCUUUCGGGGCAAGGUGUUGAAGGACGAGCUCCGCCUUUCUGAAUAUCACGUUGGAAGUGGAGACACAUUGCAUCUAGUGGCUAGACAGCCUUCUGAAUCACAACCUCAAUCUGGUACCACAACAACUGCAAAUGGUAGUAAUACAGGACAAAAUGGAAAUGGUGGAGGUGCACGUCCGCGUGUCAGUCAUAUUUCACAUAGUGUAGUACUUGGGACCUUUGCAGAUAGAAAUGAAGAUGGCAAUCCUGAUCUUAGUCGGGUCAUUGGUGCUGUUUUAAAUUCAUUUGGAAUUGGGGGCCAGGGACAAGGCCAGGUGUCCAUGGGUGGAUCACUGCCAAAUAUGCAGUUCAAUGUUCCUGUGCAAGUUGCCCAAGGAAAUGAAGCUGGAGUUAAUGGCAACAAUCAAGGUCAACAGGGAAACCCUAGUCAACCUAGUUCUCAAGGUUUUGCCAUUCCAGGAAUGGCUUUACCAACACUUGUUACGCCAAUUCCUGAUUCAUUACACACACUUUCCGAGUUCAUGAAUCGAAUGGAGCAGGCAUUGUCACAUAAUGGGUAUCAGCAAAAUCAGGCUCCAAAUGGUGCGGAGGACCCACCAGCUGUAGUAUUGCCAUCUGGUCCUCGUGGCGUGCCUACACCUGCAGCUCUGGCUGUUGUUAUGCGACAUGCUCUACAACUUCUCAAUGGGCCUGCUACUGAUUCUCUUUCUCAUACUGCAAGAAGGCUGGAGGAAGAGGAGAGUUGCACUGAUCUGACAGUAAGAACCCAAAUCCAGUCAGAAGCCAUGCAGUCAGGUCUUGCCAUGCAACAUUUAGGCGCCCUUCUACUUGAGCUUGGGCGUACAAUGUUGACUUUGCGUAUCGGACAGUCUCCCGCUGAAUCUUCUGUAAAUGCUGGACCUGCUGUUUACAUCUCUCCAACUGGGCCUAAUCCAAUAAUGGCACAGCCCUUUCCUCUGCAAACUAAUUCGAUGUUUGGUGGUCCUCCAACACCCUUUGGUCCUGUUGGGGUUCCAAGGCAUAUAAAUGUUCAUAUCCAUGCCGGAAUCGGUCCGAGGGGAACUAAUGCUGAUUCAAACCAAAACCAAGGAGAACAACCUAAUGAAACAACUGCUGCUGCAGGAGUUAACGUGCAAACACAAAGUAGAGGUGUUACUGUUGAUGAUAGCACAAGGAGUGAAAAUCCAGCUUCUCAAGGCCAACCAGAUGGAAGUGUGUCUGUAUCUGAGACCAGAGUGGAUACAGAAGAUGCUGGAAACACCAUUGCCAUUACCAGUAGCAGUGCAACAAAAUCUGCAAGUGAGGUUCAAAAUUCUGCUUCUGCUUCUGCUUCAUCAUCCACUCCAGCCAAUGCUCCAACCGUUCCUCUUGGACUUGGGUUAGGAGGCUUACAACCCAAGAGACGAAGUCGGCAGACAAAACCAGAAGUGACUACUACUACUACUACUACUAGUAAUGCCCCUGUGCCUCCUGUUAAUGCGCCCCCUACUUCUAGUCCAGCUGGCGUUGGUGGCCAAUUAGAUCCUGCUGCAAUCAUGAGUCAGAUGGUGGCAAAUCCUGCACUUGAUGGUCUCUUGUCUGGAGUUUCAAGUCAAACCGGGAUCGGUUCACCGGAUGUGUUGAGGAACAUGUUGGGUCAACUAACUCAGAACCCUGCAAUGAUGAACACGAUGAUGCCGAUUGUUGCCCAAGCUUUUGGUGGUGGGGGAUCUGGUUUAAACAUGCUUCAACAACCACCUUCCAUGGAUAGUGGGGUUCAACCUAGAAGCAUAAAUGAUAGUUCGAGUGCUCCUCAGUUGAACCUGCGGGAUUUGGCUGAGAAGAUCGAACAGCAGGAGUCGCCAGAUGUAGUGUUUUCGUCUGUGGUUGAAGCUGCUGCUCGUGUGAACAACAAUAACAAUGGAGAUGAGCUUUCUGAGUUGCUUAUCCAAGAGGGUCUUGUUGAUGAGUUUAUGGAAAUGUUGAAGACUGAUGUUUCACGACUGCUGGAGGAAGAGGAAUAGGUCUUCUUUUUUAUGGAAUGGAAUUGAUGUACAAAAUACAUGGAAUGGAAUGGAAUCGGAUGUUAUUAUUACUCUUUUCUUGAUAUGAUUGAUAUAUAUAUAUAUAUAUAAUAUGGAACUUACC